CUCUAGGAGAGAGUACGGCUAUUACCAAUUACCAGCAGCUACCGCAUAGAGAAGAAAAAAUCGUCUCUUGUUGCGUUGUGCGAAAUUCUUAUUUCCGUAUUUCCAUUGUAUUUUUAUCUGUUUAUUUAAUAUCUUGUUUAUUGGAAGUGAAGGUGACAGUACUUUUUGUGGAUUAAAGUGUAAUAUUAUUUUGACUAUAGUGUAACAGAGACAGUACAGAAAUGGUGUUCUCAGUGACGGCCUUUCUAUUUUCUACAUUUUAAAAUUUUGUAAAAUCUGUGUGCGCUUCAGAAUGGCGUCCGACAAGGAAGUUUUUUCUUUGUACGAUAGCAGUCCUGCUUCAUUGUUCGACAUAACUAUGUCGUUCAUAGUCGACAAUUUGAAUACUAUUACGAAAGUAGAUGCUUCCAGUCGAUCGCGCAAACUCAAAGACGACAUCUUACUACCUGCGGAAAUAUGUGAAAAAUUUCUAGCAGCUUAUCAAAAAAAUAGUCGCAUCAGUGACAAUAUUGCCAAUUUGUUCCGUGACCGUGAACGUACAAGAUUGGACACUGUCAAACUGCGCAACUCUCGCAUCACUGAUGAUGGUCUACGCAUUUUUAUGAAGCAUAAGCCUUACGAGGUGGAAUUGGUGCAAUGUGAAUAUCUCUUGCCAGCUUCCUUAGACAUCAUAAAUGCUAACAGCCAAAAUUUAGUGUCACUGAAAUUUGGUCCACUUACAAAUGUGCUAUCAGCACAGAAUGAAAGCCUGUUUAGGCAGAGAGGAUACAUAAUAAAUGCCCCAAAACUCAGAAAACUCACGAUUCAACGUCGAGGGUUGGCCAUUGUUCCAAGGCUCCUCCUAAAAUCCUUGCCUAAUUUAACUCAUUUGGAUUUAUCUGAUUGUAGUUCAAAUACUUCAAUAUUGGCUAUAAAUGAACUAAAGAAUUUAAAGUCACUGAUAUUGUACAGCGUGCAUUGGUCAAAAGAUGUAAUAGUUUGGAUAACCACCUUGCAAACAUUGCAACACUUGGAUAUAUCUCAGGCUAAUGAGAGACAGGGCAAAUAUUUUUGCCCGAAUGAUGUUUUGUCAAAGUUAGUGACUAGUCUGCCACUGUUGGAGUCAUUAGAUAUAUCGGGAACAAAUUUGGCUGGAUCUGGAGCAGCAGCUGUUUCAAGGGAUCACUCUGGACACAGCAGGGCUCAUGAGUGUUGUGAUAUACCUGGUCUUGUGAGUCGGGUCCACAGACCUUUGGAGUUUCUUGGUCUCUAUGGUACCCAUCAUGGUGCUUGUAAGAGGCAUGACAUUCCUGCCAAAGUGAUUUCCGGCGAUGCCAAUGAAGAACAGAUACUGACUGCAGCUGUAGCUUACAGGGAAAGACCAGCAAUGUUAGCUCGUGUUCUCAAUGAUCUUUAUUACUUGUUCCGUUACGAGAACAAUGCCUAUGUAGGCCGAGCUCUUUGCGUUGUAUUAGAUGCUAUGGAUCAACAUGUGCUGGAAAAGCACAUCCAAAUUUCUGGAAGUGCUACACUAUUCUACAUAGUGAAGGGGAAAGAAAAAGAUAGAAUUGGCAUUAAGCUGAAGAGGCGCAUCAUAACUGCUUUACUUGACGGGAUGGAAGCUCAUCUUGGAGAUGACACAAUGAUGAGAAAUGGUUGUCUAACUCUCUGUCAGUUUAAGAUUCCGACAGACGUGAUGUUUGAGUAUGAGCGUGUGGUGCAAAUAUUGUUGAGCGGUGUCGCCGAUUUAAACCAGGAAGGAUUUGUGCAAAGAAUUGCCAUAUAUUUACUGAACUCGCUGGCCUGUCAAGUGGACGGAACACAAAAACGUUUUCUGGGAAAUAACGGCGCAAUAGGGAAAAUGUUGAAUUUAAUAUCAGACCGCCUGGAGCGCCGUAUAUGCGAUGAUGUACUGGAGGUGGCAUGGUCCACUAUGUGGAAUGUGACUGACGAGACUCCACAGAAUUGCCAGAGGUUCCUGGAGAACCGAGGCAUGGAGUAUUUCCUUGCUUGUCUUAAGAGUUUUCCCGAUAAAGAAGAGCUGCUCCGUAAUAUGAUGGGUCUGCUUGGCAAUGUUGCUGAAGUGGCAGAAUUACGACCUCAAUUGAUGGAUAAACUGUUUCUCACCGUCUUUUAUGAAUUACUUGAUUCCUGCAGUGAUGGCAUAGAGGUGAGCUACAAUGCUGCCGGAGUGUUAGCCCACAUGGCAUCAGAUGGACCCGAAACUUGGACUGUGGAAGAUCCAGCUCGGGAUGCAGUUCUGACGCGUGUCGCAGCUGCAGUCGACCGUUGGGACCUGAAGGCAGAACGGAAUAUUAACUACCGUUCCUUCGAGCCUAUUCUAAGCUUACUGCACGCCCAUCACACCCCGCAAUGCCAACACUGGGCCGUCUGGGCAUUGGCCAACCUGACAACUGUUUACCCUGAGAAAUAUUGUCACUUGGUAGAAGCGGAAGGAGGACUACGAUUACUGAAAGAUCUGCUGUUGCACCCUGCUCCUUAUCAGCACAUUAAGGAUCUCGCACACGUUGUUAUCGACAAUUGCUCCCGGUAUGCCGUGCGCGAGUUCGAUGGCGAUACCCUUUCGGAUGCACUGUCUUUUGACAACUAACUAACGGAGUAUUUCGAGGACAUAUAUCCUCAUUUGCACGAAUAGAUGAAAUUCGCGAGGCCUCCGAUUAUUAGAUCCACCUGAAGAUACGUCGACUGCGAGCACCGACAACCCACGUAUAGUGAUGUAGCGAAUUCUAUUCAACUGCAUAAAAUUGAACUAUAAGUGAACCGAAGUAAAAAUGCCAUGUAAGCAUGAAUUGAAACGGUCACUGUGUUAGUAUCAUAAGUGAAUUAUAAUAGUGGCGCGUGCUCUUUACUCUUACUAUCGAAUUUCACUUCUAACAUCUCACGGCCCUUGUAUGACCAUUUAAUCAAUCUUUGUCUAAAUAAAAAAUAACCUGUAGUUGUGUGACAAGUAUUACGGCUUACCAACUAUGCCUAAUUGAUUUCUUAUAAAGGAACAGUCCAAAUUGAAUAGGUAUAAAACUUUUGAUGUUAGAAUUGUAGUAAUAUAUGGAAAAUAGAUGUAAGGAAGGUGCAACACUGAUUUUGUUUUGUUUGCCACUAUAUGCUUUAAAUGUUAUAGCAUUAUGAACUGUAUUUUGUAAUAUAAAUUGAGUUUCUAUAUUUUACGUUUAAAUAAAUAUUUAUUUUAGGAUAGUUUCAGUAAACGUUAUUUAGAUAUAAUAUUGGUAGUAAUUAAACUCUGUUCCUUAAAUCACUACUUAAUUAACACAAUAUUUUGCACAUUACUAGUCUUGCUACUGUAAGCAUAAAUGUGUAUUAAUUAUUAUCAAUUAAAAUAUUCAAAAUCCGUUUCAUCUAAAUUUUUAGGAAUACAGAAUGUUCUAUACUUGGUUAAAAUUCUUUACUUCACAUGAAAAAGCCUUUGCCUAAUAUAUGACUUUGAUAUAAUUUUUGUCACACCGUAUACAAAUAUUCGAUUUCAAGUUGCAACUUUUCUACUUAGUUUAACCAAAUCAUCAUACUUUAUUCGUUAUAUAUGAAGUAUUGUUUCAUUAACUUUUAGAGUAACAUUUUUUCGUUUUCUAAUUAGUUAAGAUUUUUAAGAAAUAAAUCAGUUAAUAUUUGUAUCGUUGUUUUGAAUUGGUUAUAUGUACGUUAAUAAGAAAUAUUUUGUUGAUUGAAAGAUGAUCCAUUUUUUUAGUUAAAAUUAUUACUUCCGUUUUUAUCUCUUAAACUCUUUCUAUGUGCUGUAGCACAUUUGUGUAUUAGGGAUAAAGUUAUUAAUAAUAAAAAACAUAAAUGUUUAUUGUCUUUUAAAAUAUAUUAUUGCAUACAAAUAUAAUCAUGUCGUCGCUUAUAACUAUGUCGUAUAUGGAUGUCUGUAUAAUCAAUGUUACUGAAAUAAGCUAUUGUCGAUUUGAUCAUUCUCGAUACAUUUCACACCUAGUAAUCUUACAAUCUGUUAACAACAUUAUAUGAUUACAAUCCUGCAUUGAUUGUCUAAUAUAAGUGUAAUAGAAAAUAUUAGAUAAUCAAAAUGUAUCAAAUGCUGACAUAGCAGACUUCACACAUUUCUUAAAUAAACAGUAGUCGAAUCGAGGCAGUAUUGAUUGAAAAUUGUAAUAAUUGUUGUCGGUGUUAGCAUAACCAAACGUAUAUAUCAUAACAAUCUGUAUCACAUUUUGUGUUAAUAAAGCUUUAUAAAAGGCUAUACACUAACCCGUAAGGUAUAAUAUAAGACAAGUUUAAUCUAUAUUGAAUGUGAUUUAUGUAUUGCUAUAACAUAUCUAGUAUAACCGAUAUUGUUUAAUCUACAUUACUAUUAAUAGUUUAUAUAAGUAACUAUGUGUCUAGAAUCAAGUAAUUACUACUUCUAUUCUUAAACCUAUAAGUUAUCAUUAAAAAUUUUCAAUAGUUAUUUACAUACAAUAAUGUUACCAUCAAGCCUCACAAUGCCAUACAGCAACUAAACGAAUUAUACUAUUAUAUCUUACGAUUAUAUUUCGUAUUAUAUAGAUAGUAGAGGUGUGUCGUGGAUACAAGAAAUAAUUUGUGUCUAAACAUUUUCUUGAGCAUAAAUAUAAUACAAGUUUAUUGAAGCUGUGUAGGUUAGUUAUAUUUCCAAUUACAAAUAUUUCACAAAAUUCCGUUCAUGAUUUACUACGAAUUUUAAAGAAAAAGUAAAAAUAUAAAUUGUUAUUAACGUAACAGACAUCUGAUAUUUUUUUAUUAAUUUCUACAAUACUGUUACAAUAAUUAGGUUGUUCGGAAAGUAAUUUCGUUUUUUCUUAACUUAGGAUUUAAUUGUAUUUUUUGCACUCAAGUGCACACUUAAGCCGUAUAAUUUUUAUAUGCUUUGAGAGCUCAUAUAGCAAGGCCGAUGUGUGCAAAAAUUACAAUUAAUUCUACGCAGUAGUUAUUGGUUGGUAUCCUUUUAAAUAUGGAGAGGAAUAAGCAGCAUUUUCGACAUAUCUUAUUGUUUUAUUACAGAAAGGGCAAAAAUGCUGUUCAAGCCAGAAAGAAAUUGACCGAUGUGUGUAGAGAAGGUGUGUUAACAGUACAACGGAACUGGUUCGCUGAAUUUGCAAUUCUGAUGUCGAAGAUGAAGAUGAAAUUUAACCUCAAUCCGAUCUCACGUUACUUGCCGGUUCGCAUCAACCAGUGCCUUUAUCAGCUUCAACCGGCCUUCCCGAGGAUCCCGAAGAUGCACCACGUAUCUUCGACAUCAAAAUUGCCGGAUCGAAAUUUAGUGAACCAGUUCUGGCACUGGCGUACUGUUAACACACCUUCUCCACACACAUCGGUCAAUUUAUUUCUGGCUUGAACAGCAUUUUUGUCCUUUCUGUAGUAAAACAGUAAGAUAUGUCGAAAAUGCUGCUUGUUCCUCUCCAUAUUUAAAAGGGUACCAACCAAUAACUACUGCGUAGAAUUAAUUGUAAUGUUUCACACACAAGCCUUGCUAUAUGAGCUCUCAAAGCAUAUAAAAAUUAUAUAGCUUAAGUGAGAAGUUGAGUGCAAAAAAACAAUUAAAUCCUAAGGUAAACAUAUGUUAAUUACGUUGUAUUUAUUUGUCUUUACAAUAUCUUAUUAGCAUGAAAUUGUAAUCAAGUAUUAAAAUAAUCAUGACUACUGCUCACUAGUAAUUCUAACGAAGCGAUACCCUCUCAAGAGUACUGGUGAUACAAUGUUCUCUCUAUUUUAAAUCAACCCUAAUAUUAAUUAUAAUAGUGUCUUUAAAUUAAAAAAUCUACAAUUUUUAAUGUAUUUUCAACAAAACUAUAUAGAUUAGUUAUUUUCUACGAAAACGUUUAGCAAACUUUUCAAUUUAUAUACCUACUAUAAUUAUAACUCCAUCCACCACUACAAAAAUAUGUUCUGUAAUUUAUUUCAUGCUUUCUGUUGUAUUCAAUCAUUCUAAUAUAUUUUCUACUAGUAGUCGAUAAUUUGAAUCAAGUAAAACUUUCGUAAUUCAUCGAAACUGUUUCUCAUUGUAAACUUAGUAUUAUGUUUAAUCGUAGUAAUAUUAUAUUCAUGUGUUUUUGUUAUUAAAAUAUAUCUCUUAUCAAAAUGUUGAAAUGUAUUAUUUCUAGAAGUCUUGGAUCUUCAAAAGAUUGUCGUCUUAGAAAUUAAUAUGUAUCAAUAAAGUAAUACUACACUAAUGAUGUUUUAUUUAAAACCCUAUGUUCCAAUAACUCCCAAAGUAGGUAUACUUUAACGGCAUUUGUGUUAUAUCCUGCAUUGUGCAGGACAACAAUUUUAAGGGACAAAUAUAUACUCCGAGGACGCUCUUUCAUCUGCGCAGGUGUAAA
This is a messenger RNA of Achroia grisella, 6308 nucleotides long. RefSeq names its product protein zer-1 homolog. Gene Ontology annotation, cellular component: Cul2-RING ubiquitin ligase complex. Lineage: Eukaryota; Metazoa; Arthropoda; Insecta; Lepidoptera; Pyralidae. The transcript has 8 exons. The coding region runs from base 293 to 2590 and encodes 765 amino acids. The record is from RefSeq and is a predicted model, not a curated record.